Messenger RNA from Oncorhynchus keta (chum salmon), 2472 nucleotides. Its product is annotated as prostaglandin D2 receptor 2. Gene Ontology annotation, molecular function: G protein-coupled receptor activity; complement component C5a receptor activity. NCBI's taxonomy places the organism in Eukaryota, Metazoa, Chordata, Actinopteri, Salmoniformes, Salmonidae. The transcript has 2 exons. The record is from RefSeq and is a predicted model, not a curated record. Gene Ontology annotation, biological process: positive regulation of cytosolic calcium ion concentration; inflammatory response; phospholipase C-activating G protein-coupled receptor signaling pathway. Gene Ontology annotation, cellular component: plasma membrane. The coding region runs from base 254 to 1051 and encodes 265 amino acids.
AAGGACUGGGCUGUAGUAACACCUGGCAGGCGGAGACAGGCCGCAUCACUCAGAUGGUCAUCACCGUGCUCAUCUUCCUGGUGGGCGUGUCCUUGAACAGCCUAGUGGUGUAUGCGUUGGCCUGGCGUGGGCGUGGCCGCCUGACGAGGCGUGGCAGCUUGGGCCAAGGGAGACGCGCGGCGCCAGCAGCUUCCGUGUCUACGUAGUGAACCUGGCGCUGGCUGACCUGGUCCUUCUCCUCCGCACCCCUCUGAUGCUGGCGUACCUGGCCCACAGCUGUAGCUGGCCCGUGGGGAAACUGGCCUGUCGCCUGGUGAUAUUCCUGAGAGGCCUGGGACUAUACGCCGCAGCCUUCCUGCUGUGUGCCGUGGCUGUGGAGAGAUGUCUGUGUCUCCUCAGGCCGGUCUGGUCCAGUCUGAAGCGUCCUCGCUGGGCGGUUCCCCUGGUGUGCGGUCUCCUCUGGGGUCUGGCUGCUGCCCUGGCUACCCCUUACCUCCACACUGCCGACCUGCUGGAGAUCAACGGUACUACCCAGUGUCUGGAGAGCCUGGGGUACAGCACGGGGCUGUUUGUGACUGAGACGGUGGCCGGGUUCCUCCUGCCGUUAACAGUGUUCCUGGUGAGUAACGUAGCCGUGCUGUGGACUGCCAGGCAGGCAGGAGUCUCCGGACCAACCUCUCCAUCCUCCUCUUCUUCCUUUUCGGCGACUGCGAGACAGAUGGCCAGGCUGUACCGGGUCCUCUUCCUCACCAUGCUCCUCUUCCUGUCCUGCUGGGUGCCCUACUUUACCUGCCGCUUCCUGCGGGCGCUGGCUGCAGGGCGGCCUGACCGGGCGGGGCUGUACCGGGCGUCGUUCACGGGGGCGUACGUCUCUCUGUUCCUGGUGUACCUGAAGAGCUCCCUGAACCCUGUCCUCUAUGUGUUCGCCGCACGAGGCCUGGGGCGAACCGUCCGCGCCUCGCUCCCCUCCACCAUCGAGAGAGUGUUCAAUUAUGACUAUUCUGACUCCAGGAGUAGACGGACCCUAAGGAGGGAGGAUUCACAAAUCUAGUGCCCUAAAACGCCCUGUUAGGGACCCUAAGGAGGGAGGAUUCACAGAACUAGUGCCCUAAAAAGCCCUGUUAGGGACCGUACAUAUGGGAGAUUCACAGAUCUAGUGCUCCACAGUCCUGUUAGGGACCUUGCAGUUUUACUAGCAGACUGUAGAGAUCCAUUGUGAUUGCUGGCCAACAUGAACUCAGACGUUACAGGCUUACUUCAGCCCUGUGUGGACUACAUGGACUGCAUUAUUAUAGCUAUAGGCAUUAUCUUAGACUGGGUGACAGUCUUGCUUCAGCGCUGUCUGGACUACAUUAUUAGGACUAUACUGCAUUAUCUUAGGCUGGGUGACAGGCUUGCUUCAGCCCAAUGACGUCAUCAGACCUGGGCCUUCUGGGAUUUAGCCCCGAGUCUUGGUGUAAAACAAGCUCGGCUACACCGCAUUACACACUGCAACGAACUCUCCAAUCAUGAGCCCUGUCCUGGCCUGCCUCUUCAGUGAUGCCUAAAACCACCAGUUCUGUUGUACGGCGGCACUUUAGGAGGCCCGAGUCACAGUGGUUUCUCAAAGUCAUUUUUGAUUCGCCCAAAAAAGCAUGGAACAAAUGAGCCACGUGGGGCAGAACCAAGUACGACUUAGCGAGAUCCUAUUGGCUCGUUCCAAUUUCAUCUGCAUAUUUCUGUUAGGGAACGCCUCCUCUGUGAAGUGCGCAUGUGCAAUAAAUUAAUUCGCCUUUACACUCCGAAAACAACGCGAUUAAAAAUUAAAAAUAAAGGUUUUGCAAAUGUUCAAGUCUACAAACCUUAGUCUACUUUGUUCAUAAAAUAUUCUAGUUUUGGGAACAUAAAACUUUCUUGAAAAUGUUGGCCAAAAUCCAUCUCGUUCCGUCUUCUCCCAUUUGCCCUCCAGUGGGCUUCCUCUCAGUCCCACACGGAAACGCCAAAGCAGAUGCUUCACUUCUAAAAACCCACGGAAAUAUCUCAUUGAAAUAUCUCAUUGUUCUGUGGCCGAAAAAAAGGACAAAGAGCGAGGUCAACUUUGUCAGCGUGUUAUUAAUAUAGGCCACAGUGAUGAUGUUAUUCAGAGUUAUUGACCUCACAGUAAACCAGAUUCGAGUCAUUUACAAUUCAACAUGUUGAUUCAAAAGCUGCCCUGACAGAUAACGUUAAAACUAACUAACGUCUGGGAGUACCCAGUCUAGCUAUAACGUUAAAACGAACUAACGUCAGGGAGUACCCAGUCUAACUAUAAUGUUAAAACUAACUAACGUCAGGGAGUACCCAGUCUAACUAUAACGUUAAAACUAACUAACGUCAGGGAGUACCCAGUCUAGCUAUAACGUUAAAACUAACUAACGUCUGGGAGUACCCAGUCUAGCUAUAACGUUAAACUAACUAACGUCAGGGAGUACCCAGUCUAACUAUAAUGUUAAA